AUAAUCGAUACCUUGGUGUCGGAGCCCAGUUUAGUUGUCAUCCACGUCCCGUCGUGUUGUUUUUCUUGCGUCGAAUGCGUCAUGAGAGUGCGUACGCGUGUAUCGUCGUGAACGUUGGAGAGUGAAUCAGUUGCUGCGACGCGAUCCACAGUGCUGUCGUUGAAUAAGAUGCGCCUCGAAAAUGUUGCAAGAGGAAGAUAAAGCUCCGUACGAGAGCGUGCCGGACCCGAAAGGCGAUGAUUUUCAAAAACUCAGCGUCAUACAAAACUUACCAAGUCUCUUACAAACAGACACGCAAUCAUGCAUGUCCCGUGUGGUACCAAAAAUGCAGCAGUCAUUGGCUACUGCAUCCACGGAGUUCCACAUCGCGGCCUCAUCCACGUUCAAAACGAUAUUAGAGCAGAAACUUGUCAGCCAUAAUGUCUUCAGUCAAACAUUCCUCCCAAGUAUAUUAAAUUCGCUCGAAAGUCGUGAUCCAGUUGUUUGUGAUGCAUGGCUGGAGACCUUACUGGAUGUGAUAGAGUUACUGCCGGUAGAAGUCAUAAGAACGCAGAUUGUUCCAUUGGCUAUAAGCAAAGGACAAUUGUCUCAGUCUAUCUACUCCAGGGUAACAUGCAGCAGGUUACUAGGAAAAAUUUGUACAAGAUUUGAUUCUGCUAUGAUACAAAAGGAAAUUCUACCAUCGGUACACUCCCUCUGUCAGGAUGUAAAUAGUGAAGUACGAGCUAGUAUCUGCUUACAGCUACGUUUUGUUGCCGAAGGCCUUGGUGCUGAGUCUGUAAAACCUGCUUUGCUACCAUCUCUCGUAGAAUUAGCAAGCGACGAAGAAAGCAAUGUAAGAUGCACCUCUGUACAGACAAUAGUGUACUUGCUACCUCAUCUUCAGGAAGAUACAAUAAAAACUAUCAUAGUACCACUUGUUAAAAAGUUAUGCGAAAACGCGUUGAAAUCAGAAGACAAUGUGAUAUGCGUAAUUGCUCAGGAGUUUGGAAAACUCGUGCUCGGCUUAGAAAAAUGCCUCGUACCCGCGGAAAAAACGUGGUUCUUGAAAUAUUUUCAACAACUUGCACAAAUGGGUAUCGUCUCGAUAAAAAAAGAAUCGAAACCGCAUCUUCCUUUUAUGAACACCAAUCCUGCUGAAGAUGAGAAACACAUGGAAUGCAGAAGAUGCUGUGCUUUUAAUCUGCCUGCAAUGUUUCUCUUUGUAUCAAAUUCCUCGGACGAUACAGACGCAUUGCUUGUUACCUUUAAUGCAUUAGCGAGCGAUCACUAUUACAUGGUUAGGAAAACUGUAGCAAGUGGAAUUCAUGAAGUGGCGAAAGUGUUGGGCCCAAAGAGUGGACGCAUAAAGACAGAUCUGAUUAAACUGUUGAAAGAUGAUUCCGAAGAAGUGUUACAAGGUUUAGUUCCUCACAUUGGAUUAACGCUCGACUGCUUAGCGGAAAGUCAAACCAUUGGGGUGGAUAGGGUGGAUUCCACUCUUAUGGAAAUUGGCAGAGCGUUAUUAAAAUGCGAAUCAGAAAUAUCAGCCACUCAUAAUUGGAGACUAGCAUCGAUGAUGCAUGCACAGCUCGAGAUAAUACCCAAAUACUUUCCAAGUGAUUUUAUAUAUUCUUACUUUGUGCCAAUGGCGUUCUUCAGGAUAUUGCAUGCUAGGCCAAUACCCGUGCGUCUUGCCGCAGGAACGUUGUAUCUGUUUCUUUUACGUUAUAACAUGAAACCGAUGCAAAGGAUCGAACUACGAAGCAGACUGUACACAGAAUUGGCGAAUAGUCCCGACUGUUAUGUUAGAAUGAUGUUCGUUCGUAUGAUGAUAGAGGCCUUGGAAAUUUUCUCGUCGGUGUACUUCAAGGAGCAUUUUUUCACUGUUUUGCUGAACUUGGCAGAGGAUCCCGUCGCCAAUAUAAGAAUUAAAGUAGUUUCCCUCUUGCCCCAACUGAAGAGUCAGCUAUGGAUACCAACGGAUAAGAAGCUAUUGUCAGCAAUGGAAACGACUGUGGGGCAUUUAAUGAACAGCGAGAAGGACAGAGACGUGAUUGCAAUACUGACAACUGUUGUGCGGAAAUUGAACGACAUAGAAUUGAAAUACGAAAGCCAAACUACAACGGCGAAACACUCGAAGCAGGAUAUAGAAGACGCGAAAAAAUUGGAAGAAGAAAAAAGAUUAUCGGAAAUGGUACCUGGAAAAUCUCCCGCUGGCGGUGCCACUAUGAAGAAAGGUGCAUGGCGACGGCCAGGCGACAACGCAAAGCCAACGUCUCAAACGCCACAGAAAGGUCCAGGAUCUCCUCGUCAUACCAGUGAAUCUUCAAGAAUGAGCUCGAUGCCGGAGAUACCGGUGAUGCUGUCCGACGACGAGUUCCUGGUGGACGCCGGCAUCAGGAUACCUGCACAAUUCUCUGCCAGCCAGGGUGCCUCGAAAAUACCGCAUCUUCAAGACUUCUUCGCGAAGAGAAGACGCUCCUUCAAUUUCGAACGUUCGCGAAGCAUGACCAUGACUAUGAGUUUCGACAAGGGCAGGCCUAAACGGAAUUCCUCCGUGGAAUAUGAGGAUUGCAUGAAAAGAAGAACCAACGGGGAUCAGUCGAGCAAUUCCAGGACGUCUAUAGACUGCGAGGAAGGUUUGAGACUGGUGAAAGAGAGCCAACAGAUCACCAAAAAGGAUACGGUCUACGUUGGUUCUUUGAUGAGGUCCAGGUUUGGGUUCGGUGUCAAUCAAGAGAGGUCUGGGUCUCUGGAUGAGAAAAUGAAGCGGAACUCUUUGAUAUUAGACAAGGAUAAGCCUAAAGUUCUACAGUCUAAGUGUAGUUUGGAUCGGAUUAAACGACACUCGGCAAGCUUCGAGAAGGGGAAACCUAAGAGGAAUUCUUCCGUGGAUUUCGAGGACAGUAUGAAGCGCAGCACGAACGGAGCCAAUCAGUCUAAAGAUCUGAGGACGAGCUCCAUCGAUUACGAAGAUGGCUUGAGGUUGGUAAAGACCGAUGAACAAUUGGACAAGAAGGACUCGGUGUACCUUGGAUCCUCCAUUAGGGCUACAUUCGGUUUUGUAAAUCGUGAGAGGCCUAUAGACGACAAGAUGAAACGGAACUCUUUGAUAUUGGAUAAGGAGAAACCAAAGCUCGUGCACGCUAAAUGCACGCUAGACAGGACUAAGAGACACUCGGCGAGCUUCGAGAAAGGGAAACCUAAGAGAAAUUUGUCUGCGGACUACGAAGACAGUAUGAAGCGGAGAACCAAUGGGGCCAGUCCGUCCAAGGACCUGAGAACAACCUCCAUUGAUUACGAAGAUGGUUUAAGAUUGGUAAAGGACGAUCAGCAAUUGGACCAGGAUGAAUUGGUGUACCUUGGGCCUUUAAUUAGGUCUAGAUUCGGUUUUGUCAAUCAAGAAAGGCCUAUGGACGACGAGAUGAAACGGAACUCAUCGAUAUUGGAUAAGGAGAAACCAAAGCUCGUACACACCAAGUGCACGCUGGAUAGGACUAAAAGGCACUCGGCAAAUUUCAGCUUAAAGCCGACAGACUCUAAAGAGCCCAAGCCGAACUUGAAAUGCCACAGCUUGGAGAUGUCCGAUUAUGCGCCGAGCGAACGUCUAGGUAGGGCUCUAAGACGGUAUUCAACUUUGGACGUGAACCAUAAUCAGGGACUCAGCAAAAUACCGUUGAGAAGUUUUGUACCUCGUAGUAGAACCGCACCAGCCACCAGGGCGUCCAGCCCUGUGCACAUAGAGAAAUUGUGUCGAAUGCCGUUCUGGGAAUCUUAAUAGCCAAUUCUAGGUCUAGUCUCGAAUAGCUGUAAAACAGAGCUAGUUUUUAGCCUUCGAGUUAUAAAGGCAUUUCUUUUUCUUUUUUCCCUUCAAUCCUCUCGAUGCAUUUUGUACUUUGCUUUUCGUACGAUCGUUGUACCUAUUUUUUUUUCUUCUUCUUUAAGUUAAUCCAUUGAACAAGAGACAGUGGGAGACUCUCGUUUGUUAGAAUCUCUCGUCGAAGAUUUUAUCGUUUUUAAUUAUAGAUGAUUAACGAAACUCGAAACUUUAAAAAAAAAGAGAGAGAGAGGGGGAGAGAGAUCAGCCUAGCAACGCUUCUCGUUAGGACGCGUGCAAUAUUUAAGCGUUUUUAAUUUAAUCCGGAAGCGUGUAGGAGUUUCACCUUUACACGGUUCGAAGGGAUCCGAUGUAGCUGUUACGCGCUAGCUGUACUCGUAAGUUUUAAUCGGUAUCGAUCGCACGACCAUCGACGCGUCGGUGGUAUUCCGUUUUCACUCGACGAACCAGCGAACUCCGCCGGAAACGAAGAACAUGUUUUUGGAGCAUAACUUUUAGGGAUUCUCGAAUUCCCGAAUUCCCUCGUGAAAAGAAAAUUUAAAAAAAACAUAUAUAUAUAAGUAUAUAUAUACAUAGAAACCAUAGAACGAUUCACGCUCUUCCUUGCUGCCGCGGAUCGGAGUAUUGUUGUGUCUUAAAUAAGAGAUAUCCAUGGAAUAUCAUACGAUCUUAAAGAUAAUAUAUGUAUAUGUAUAGAAAGAGACUGACCAAGACGAUUCAAAAGUGUCUAUGCAGGUCGUAUCGUGAACAGGGAGAAAAGAUCUUUAGGUAACGAGAUAUCAAUGCAACGGAUGGAGCAAACACAAUUAUCUCCGCGCGAAUAUUUUCAUUGAGCUUCUAGAGAUAUAUUUUCGAGCGAAGGAACGGAGAAAAUACAACAAAAAAAAAGAAAGAGAGAGAAAGAGAAGGAGAACUAUGGCGAAAGGAAGAAAGAGGACAGAUGUAAGACGCUUCGAAGCCAAAGAUAAUUUGAUUUCUAACUGUAACGAGGUUCAGGUGAACGUACAAAGUCCUAAAGGCAUUAUGUACUUGCGUGUACCAUGUACAUUAAUACCGUGUAAGCUUUACAGUGCAAGUGCCAUUGAAACAGAACACACAUACAACACACACAAGGAGGAUUUCCAACGAAGCCACGGAGAACGGAGAACGGUCCAGAAUAUCGCGAAUAUUUUUACGGUAUUUAAUAUCGUAGGCCUCGGCUGUCCGGGCAAAAGAAACUUAGAGUAGUCCGUAGAUCUUCGAUAUCGUUCAGGAAAACGAACACGUCGAGCGAUCGAGCGGUUCGCUGGACGCGCUCGAUGACGUCUCGCGCGUUCACUCACUUCCGUUCGUUCUUUCGUAAGCGGAUUAGGUCGUGCCACGAACAAUGUCGUUUCUAUUCCGCUCGUGGUACACGGGACAAUUCAGCAAAGAUUCUUCGAGGAAAGCGGCCGAAAACGAUUGGGAAGAGAGAUUGUCGAGCCGAUCACGAUUCACGUUAUACUUUAUGCUCGAAACUCGUCUCGCAAAGCGACAUUAUUCACGAAGCAACCUGAUGAUCAUUCUUGAACCUUUUUAACGAUCGUCGAUCGAUUAGACUUCGGAAAGCUAUAGAUGCAAUAGACUCUUUUAUCAGUUGAAUCUUAUCGAACAAGAGAGAUCCCUUUCUUGCACAAGCUGCUGAGCAUCGGGUCGCUCCCAUUUGUAUUUGAAUGUCAUGGCGCCGUUGCGUUCGCUAGUUCGCCUAAUUAACCAAUGAUUUUCCACAUAAUUCGAGUCGGGAAAAGCGUCGUUGAACGUCGGCCUAAAAGGUACACCACGAUAAGCACAGUGAUAUUUCGAAUAAUAAUACUAUGGUGUCUGAACGCAAGUGGGAGCAACGAUAGAUGAUACAUUACGCUUAGAUAGUAGAGGAGAGCGAGCUCCGAUUCAACGAUCAAUCGUUGCCACGUAACGACGUUAAUUAUUCCGUUGUAACGCGGGCUCGCGCGGCUACCGAUUUACGUAACAUAGGCGGAAAGCUUCUUCUGUUAUUUUUAUAGGAGAUUUUAGGGCGGCGUCGGCCGUACGAUUCCGCGGGCAACGAGGAGACUUCGGUCGCCUAAAAAGAAAAUCGGAACGACGAAUUCGUUUCCGCGCGAUCGUACGAUCGUCGUUACCGUCGCGCGAAGAAACUUAAUUUUUUAUAGAGAAUCUUAGAGUAUAUUAUACAUAUAUAUUAAAAAAAAA
This is a messenger RNA of Nomia melanderi (Alkali bee), 6028 nucleotides long. RefSeq names its product serine/threonine-protein phosphatase 4 regulatory subunit 4. Gene Ontology annotation, molecular function: protein binding; protein phosphatase regulator activity. Lineage: Eukaryota; Metazoa; Arthropoda; Insecta; Hymenoptera; Halictidae. Gene Ontology annotation, cellular component: cytosol; protein serine/threonine phosphatase complex. The record is from RefSeq and is a predicted model, not a curated record.